AUGGAAGGCGGGGGGCUCGGCCGGCAUUGGGGCAGCUCUCCCGUGACGCUCUCCCCUCUCCCUGCAGAGCUGCGCAUCGGGCUGACGGAGGAGUUCUACGUGGGGAAGUCAGAGCUGCGAGGCUACGGCACCGCCGUCCGCGCCGACCAAUGCGCCUUCCACAGCUCUGUGAAGCUAGACGAGUUCGAGAGCAGCCGCAUCCUGAAGGUCACCCCCAGCCAAGGGGAGCUGCCGGUGAUGCAGUACCAGCUGUCAGACGACAUCCCCUGCGCCCUGCCCUUCCACCUCUUCCCCAUGCUGGAGAGGGACCCCACGGGCAGGCUCCGCAUCUACCUCAAGCUCCGCUGUGACCUGGCUCCCAAAAGCCAGGCCCUGAACGUGCGAGUCCAGCUGCCGGUGCCGAAGGGGGUCGUCAGCCUGUCCCAGGAGCUAAGCAGCCCUGAGCAGACCGCCGAGCUGCAGCCCAGCAUCAAGGCCAUUCGCUGGGUGAUCCCGCGCGUCCAAGGGGGCUCCCAGCUCUCCGCCCUCUUCAAGCUGGAGAUCCCAGGGCUGAGCAGCUCCUCACUGCUGGAAGUGGGGCCGGUGAACAUGUCCUUCGAGCUGCCCAUGCACACCUGCUCUGGCCUGCAGAUCCGCUUCCUGCGCUUCACGGCCCCACAGGCCGGGCUGCCCCACCGCUGGGUGCGCUACGUGUCCCACAGCGACUCCUACGUCAUCCGCCUCUGAGCCCAGCCCCACCGUUGGGUGCGCUAUGUGUCCCACAGCAACUCCUACGUCAUCCGCCUCUGAGCCCGGCCCAGCCCCGCCGCUGGGUGCGCUACGUGUCCCACAGCGACUCCCACGUCAUCCGCCUCUGAGCCCAGCCCCACCGCUGGGUGCGCUACGUGUCCCACAGCGACUCCCACAUCAUCCGCCUCUGAGCCCGGCCCCACCGUUGGGUGCGCUACGUGUCCCACAGCGACUCCUACGUCAUCCGCCUCUGAGCCCAGCCGCACCACUGGGUGCGCUACCUGUCCCACAGCGACUCCCACAUCCUCUGCCUCUGAGCCCGGCCCCACCGCUGGGUGCGCUACGUGUCCCACAGCGACUCCUACGUCAUCCGCCUCUGAGCCCAGCCCCACCACUGGGUGUGCUUGGUCACCCUCAGCAACGGCUGUCUCGUCCACCUCCCCGCCCUGCGUCCCCUGCCCCACAGCAUUGUGCAGCGACUCCUAGGGUGUCCCCUCUCCCAGGCUAGUCACCUCCCCGCACACGGGGCUCUGGCAAUAAACAACUUUAUUUAUGAGUAGAACCAACCCCCUAACCUCUGUAACAGCAGCCCGGCCAGGGCACCGACAGAGCCUGGCCUAGACCCGUCGACCCAGACUCCCGAGGGUGCUCACCCACACUGGGAACCCGGUCCUGUAGCCAGACACAAUAAAAGUGCAACAGAAAAA
This is a messenger RNA of Trachemys scripta elegans, 1436 nucleotides long. It is a transcript of the gene AP4M1, whose product is annotated as adaptor related protein complex 4 subunit mu 1. Gene Ontology annotation, cellular component: clathrin adaptor complex; cytoplasmic vesicle; trans-Golgi network. Gene Ontology annotation, biological process: protein targeting; Golgi to lysosome transport. The coding region runs from base 1 to 726 and encodes 241 amino acids. NCBI's taxonomy places the organism in Eukaryota, Metazoa, Chordata, Testudines, Emydidae. The transcript is spliced from 8 exons. The record is from RefSeq and is a predicted model, not a curated record.